CUGGGGGUCGGAAGGAUGCGCGUUGAAAGGCUUGUCUGCGGACUAGCGUGUUGGGUUCUAGAGAGAGUGGCGAGCGAAUGAGCAAGUUGUCGGAGAAAAGUCGGAGAAAGUUUAGGGGUUAGGUUAAGCGAGAUGGAAAGUGGGGGUGUAGAUAAUUGGAGAAGGAUUUGAGGGGUGGGAACCCAGUCUGUGUUCUUGGGUAAAGAGCCUCAGGGCUGAAACCCCCUUUCAGUUUCGUUGUCUCCAUCUGUCUAGGCGCACGUCUCUGGGGGCAAGUGCUGAGCUGCCUCUUGUGUCUCGUAGAUUCCAGAAUCUUCCGCUCUUGAGCCCGGUGCAGGGAGACCAUGCCGAGACCCAGGAAGAGGCUGCAUGGGACUGCUGGGCAAGACAAGGAGGGACCAGCAGGAAAGCGUGCCAAGGCUAAGAACCCUGGUGAGGCACCAGCUACGGUGGAGAAAUCCAGCCCUGGGGAGACUUCAGCCCUUAAAAAGUGUGGGAACAAUGUGAGCAGCUACUGGCUAAUGAAGUCAGAGCCAGAAAGCCGCCUGGAGAAAGGUGUGGAUGUGAAGUUCAGCAUUGAGGAUCUCCAAGCCCAGCCCAAGCAGACGACAUGCUGGGAUGGUGUUCGCAACUAUCAGGCCCGGAACUUCCUGAGAGCCAUGAAGCUGGGGCAAGAAGCCUUCUUCUACCACAGUAACUGCAAAGAGCCAGGCAUCGCAGGACUUGUGAAGAUUGUGAAGGAGGCUUACCCAGACCACACACAGUUUGAGAAAAGCAACCCCCAUUAUGAUCCAUCUAGCAAAAAAGACAACCCCAAAUGGUCCAUGGUGGAUGUCCAGUUCGUUCGGACGAUGAAGCGUUUCAUUCCCCUGGCUGAGCUCAGGACCCAUCACCAAGCUCACAAAGCCACCGGUGGGCCUUUACAGAACAUGGCGCUCUUCACGCUCCAGAGGCUCUCGGUUCAGCCCCUGACCCGAGGUAAGACGGGCCCUGUCCUUGGUCACCCGCAUGCCAGAGUGGCGCUGGCAACUCACCUUUGCUAACUGCCCAGCCCUGGGCACAGUACUUACCCUGCGUCUGUCUCCUCACCUGCAUUGUCCCUGUGGGAGGAGGCAUGUCCUGAAUCGCCCAUCACUGUGUACGCAGUGCCCAGCAGGGCGUGCGUGGCACAUAGUAACGCACUCCAUAAGUGGGUUUUGAAUAACACGAGCGAUGCUUAGCUUAGCUUCCCCGUUCAAGAGGAGACACAAGACCUAAUUCUUCCUUUUUUCCCUUUUGGUAGAGGAGUUCGAUUUUAUUUUGAGCCUGGAGGAAAAGGAACCAAGUUAGCCGAGAUACUUGCUGGAAUGGGCAAGACGUUACUCCAAAGACAACAGGGUGUGCGGAGGCUUGCUUGUUAGGUUCAUCUGAGGUUGUGUCCAUAGGUGGGUUUUCUGUACUUUUCUCAAUAAAACACUAAUAUCAGAGCUGGCAAGUGUUUCUUCUCCAGCAGCACUGGGUGGUGUGAUACUCCACUGCAGGUCUUUAACCUGCGGGCUGGCUGUUUACCCCGUGGCAAAUGCAGGGCUACCUCUGUCAUCUUCCUUCACAAGCAAAUACCAGGGUAUGGGGCUCUGCCUGUUAAUACCCACUGAAAUGAA
This is a messenger RNA of Myotis daubentonii (Daubenton's bat), 1640 nucleotides long. RefSeq names its product thymocyte nuclear protein 1 (gene THYN1). The coding region runs from base 345 to 1043 and encodes 232 amino acids. NCBI's taxonomy places the organism in Eukaryota, Metazoa, Chordata, Mammalia, Chiroptera, Vespertilionidae. The transcript has 6 exons. The record is from RefSeq and is a predicted model, not a curated record. Gene Ontology annotation, cellular component: nucleus.